GUUCACUGGAGCCGAGGGGCAGGCAAUGAGAGCUGCACUCUGGCCAGGGACGGCAUGAGUGGCAGAGUUGCUGCAAGGCGGUGGGGCUCCCUUCACUUCCUGCUUGGUCCUCUAUCCUCUGUGUCGGGCUGUAGAAGACAGCACCUGUAACAGUACUUUGACCUUCUGGUACCUGGCUACCACCUGAGCUGCUGUAAGUGCGGACGUUCGUGCAGUAGAGAGAGGAUCAUGGUGGCUUUCAAAGGGGUCUGGACGCAAGCUUUCUGGAAGGCAGUGGCAGCGGAAUUUCUAGCCAUGCUUAUCUUCGUUUUGCUCAGCCUGGGAUCCACCAUCAACUGGGGCGGAUCGGAAAACCCCUUACCUGUGGACAUGGUCCUCAUCUCCCUUUGCUUUGGACUCAGCAUUGCCACCAUGGUGCAGUGCUUUGGCCACAUCAGUGGUGGCCAUAUCAACCCCGCUGUGACAGUGGCCAUGGUGUGCACGAGAAAGAUCAGCAUCGCCAAGUCAAUCUUCUACAUCGCGGCGCAGUGCCUAGGGGCCAUCAUCGGAGCUGGUAUCCUCUACCUGGUCACACCUCCCAGCGUGGUGGGAGGCUUGGGAGUCACCACGGUUCACGGAAACCUUACUGCUGGCCACGGACUCCUGGUGGAGUUGGUAAUCACAUUCCAGUUGGUGUUCACUAUUUUUGCCAGCUGUGAUUCCAAACGGGCUGAUGUUACUGGUUCAAUUGCUUUAGCAAUUGGAUUUUCCGUCGCAAUUGGACAUUUGUUUGCAAUCAAUUACACUGGGGCCAGCAUGAAUCCAGCCCGAUCCUUUGGACCUGCAGUCAUCAUGGGAAACUGGGAAAACCACUGGAUUUACUGGGUUGGACCAAUCAUAGGAGCUGUGCUGGCAGGUGCCCUUUAUGAGUAUGUCUUCUGUCCUGAUGUGGAGCUCAAACGUCGCCUCAAGGAAGCCUUCAGCAAAGCUGCCCAGCAGACCAAAAAAAGCUACAUGGAGGUGGAGGACAACAGGAGCCAGGUGGAGACUGAAGACCUGAUUCUGAAACCCGGGCUGGUGCACGUAAUUGACAUUGACCGUGGAGAGGAGAAGAAGGGGAAAGACUCGUCUGGAGAGGUAUUGUCUUCGGUAUGACUAGAAGACAGCACUGAAAGCAGAAGAGACUCCCUAGAGCUAGCCUCGGAUGUCCUGCCACCCAUUAAGGAAACAGAUUUGUUAUAAAGUACCCAUGUCUGGGUUUCUUCUUUCAUGUCUUACUGCUCAGUUUAAACAACACAUAGUUUGCGAUUAUCAAUGGGAGGGGGAGAAGAGACCUAUAAUGAAUAUGAAACUUUAAAAAAGAAAUAAUUUUUAAAGUGGUCCCCAAACAAAUAUGCAACUAGUUCAUCGAGUUCCCUUUCUGUAGUAACAACUGGAAGCGUGUACCAAGAUUAGGUGACGUCUUGCCUCCAGAGCAUGUGGGCACCUCUGUGAGGUAACUGGCAUUGCCAGUCCUCACUUGAAUAGUGACCUCAUUGGAUUGAUUUACCAACGGCAAAACGAAGUAUGUCAUAGUGCCGUGCUCAUUCAAGAAAAAGAAAUGUAGUAAGCUCUUUCAUGAGCCAUCCCUUACUUAUAACUACCUCGAAGGAAAAAAAUCUUAGCAAGGGUCAUUGCUGAUAAGCCAUUUGCAUUUAUAUGGCAAAUAUCUGACUGGCAGUUCCCAAAGCUAAUUCAUUAUAAUCCUUCUUCCUCCUGAAACUCCAAGAAUCUAUAGGGCUAAAGUCAAGAAAUUUGCAAAGAAUAUUAAUUUCUACCCUUGCAUUAGUUCAAUCUAAUGAAACAUAUGCGUGGGACAUCCAGCGAGGCUCAGGAUAGACAGUGCUAUGGAGUCUAAUGGGAGAUGGGGCAAAGGCCUUCCAACUGUCAGAGGGAGGGGAUCUGUGCUCUGUCACCACAUAAUUGGUCUGUUUUCAGUGCUCAUUCUUAACUGCACCACAUAAGACUAACCUAAGCCUUUAAUGGCGUCACCUACUUGUUAAAAUUUAUUGGCAACUGGGGGAUUUGUUUGUCAUUCUGUUAUCUAUAUUGAAACGCUAGCUGGGAUUAGCUGAGUCCUGCCUUUCUGUUGGUGUCUAAGCUUUGCUUAUUCUUGAAGGUGUAAACUGUUCCUGCCCAUCCCAACUUGUGAUGCUGUCUCACUUCCCACGACAUCUGUUGGUGGUCUUCACUGGGAGUGUAAUAACACCUAGAGUGAAUGAAUUAAAGUGCGUGGCAGACAAGGUACAACACGGUUGCCUAAUAAAAGGGUGAGGAGACUGCCUGUGAUUCAAGCUCCCAUAUGACCCACCCUUGCUAUUGCACAUAGCUUAAUGUGUUUUUAAAGUAUCUACCCUACUGCCUGGUUUAUUUGUUCAAACCAUUUGUUUUUCCCGUACUGCUGUGCCUCCCACCAAUAGAAUGCUGUAUGGAAACCCCAGUUUCUACCAUUGUAACUGUCUAGCCUAGCAUUGAUCUUAGACAAUGUGCUGCAAAUGUCAAUUUCACUAAACAAAAGUUAGUAGUGGAAGAGAGAAAGCCCAUCUAGCUAGCUUAUAAAUAGCCGACAACCAAGGGCUUUCUUUUCCCAAGCACAAUUCCAACUGUGUGUGACUUCUUAUUGUUAAUGGCAGUUUUGUGUCUGCGGCAACGAGAUAAUGGACCACUGUUCAACCUGAUUCUCUUCGGUGCUAGGAAACUGAUGUGCAAGUUUCCAGAUAGCCAUGAGACGAGUGUAUGCCUCUCAGUGCCACCGGCAUACUUUACGGCAGAUGCUGGAAGCACGGGUUCCUUUCUCAGGGUAUUGAAAAUAAUACACCAGAUACAUAAGAUUACUCCCUAACAGAGUGGCACUCACAGAAGCAGGGCAGAAACGUCCCAGUGAUGGUUUGUGCCCCUUAUUUCAAGUGUCUUCACAAUGCAUCGCAUAGGCUUAAGGUGAGGGUGCUUCAGUUCAGAAGGUGAUGUCCACCAUCAACAAACCGUGUCAGGUCAAAAGAAGCUGAGCUGACUGACACAAAUAGCUAAGCGGAUUUCUGAUUACUCUUUCAAAACUCUUGGCCUGUGGUUAUAUCUGUUGUGCUGUACAGUUUACUUCAUAUGUACUUGCUUUAACGCUCAUUUCCAGCGGCAGCAUUCAGUAUGGUAGGGACUGCAAAAUAGUGAAUCAUGGCUUUGUGAUUUGUUUUUGUAGCAACUGGCAUAAUGCCAGGCACACAGUAGGUAAUCAAAACAAGCAUGUUACUUGAUAAAAGUAUAUGACUCUCAUUUGGGCUUUAAGAAUACCAAUACUCUCUUCUAAUUUUUAAUUGUGUUCAUCAUUUAACCGAAGUAUAAUUUCUAGUGCUAUCAAAGGAUGGCAACAUGGAUGUGAAAACACACCGUGUUUUUACAAUUUACUGUUGAAGGGCAGAGGGCAAAGGCUUCAGCAUUCUUUAUCUUUGCAUAGGAGACAACUUGUCUUGUAUUUCACUCAAGGCUCUGCCAGUAAAAAAAAAAAAGUGAUGAAAUUGUACCUUUCUAAUGACAUCUAUGCAGCAGGGGUCCAUUGCCUUGUGGAUGGCACCAAAUUAGCCAGUGUAUUAGGAGAUCAGGGCUUUUCCUUUCAUCCUUUCUUAUUAAUGAAGUGCAUAGUGCAAACAGCAUCGUGCUGUUCCCAAGAGACAACCACUGACGGAUACACAGCAGAGAGAUCAGAAAGGAAAAUCAGGAAGACAUGAAAGAUUUAUGCAAGCCACGGGGCAAUGCCAACUGUGUUCCCUCAGGAAGAGAACACAGACACCCCCCAAAUUUCAAGGUGGUCCAUACACUGAGAAUGCACAUAGUCUGUCAAAACAGCGUGGAAAGGAGUCUUUAAAAAAAAAAGAUGUUGAGGGUUCCCUUCAAAUGUAGGACUCAGAUUUUAAACGUGUGUUUCCAUUUUCUUCCAAAACUCCUUUAACUUUUUACACUACAAGGAAGUGUUUUCUGGAGCCUAAGUCACUGUUAAGUUUGUUUCUGUCAUUUGACACUACUCAGAAAGCCUUUUCCUUUUGAUCACUAGAGGGGUGUCCUUUCACAGUUCAUGGAUACUGCUGGCCACAUCUCCCCUAUGCUGAAGAUUUCAUAUGACACUGGAAAUCUCUGAAAAAUGUGCGUGAUAAAAAUGAGCUGAUUUAUUAGAGGUCAGUUCCAAAGCACAGCUCUUCUAGAUGAAUCCAGGCCAUGUGUGUACUGAUCUAGCCUCAUUGAUGGAUGCAAAAUUCCAAACCACAAUAGCAAAUUAAAAUGCUGGCCCGAAUCCUUGCAUGGCCCUUUGAUGCAACAUGCUGACAUCUUCCUCACACAUCACAAAUGUGGCAGAGACACUGCUGCUGUGACAGCUGAAUGGACAACCUCAUAAAAACUAUAAAACGUUCUUAUCGUAAGACUACAGGAUAAUCAUAAGACUGCAAAAUACAUAAAUUUGAAACACUUUGGACCUGAUAGUAAUUACAUCUUUUCCCAGUAAACUCAUAGAGUGGAAAUUAUUAGGAAAGCAUGGUUACUAUAUUAAUAACAAAACUCACUUUCUUUACAUUAAAUUCUCUGAGUUCAUGUCUAGGUCUCAAUUCUUUUCAGAAAACCCCCUACCACAAACCUUUGAAAACCAUAAUUCUCAGAAAUAAAUGUUAGACCUUUAACUUCAAAAAUAAAAAACUGAGAAUACUCACCUUUUGCAAGUAACUUCCCAUAGCCUGUGAAAAUACAUACCCAACAAAUGUUAUACAACAUAUGCUGUAGACACCAAAUUUAAGACCAGUUACACUGUUAACUCUUUUAAGUCAAAAAUCAAGAACUAAAAAAACCACCUAAGUUAUAUAUCCCAUUGUAAUGUAUUCCUAGACUCUUUUCAGGAUUAAGCAAACAUGCAAUUUGUGGAAAUAUAUGAACUAUGUAACAUUUUAUGACCCAAAUCACAAUAAACUUGUAACUCAUAAUGAACUAAGCAAAAUAUAAUGAAUGUAUGGUUAUAUUUACAAUUAUUUAUUAACUGAAAUAUUAUUGCAACAUUAGAGUUAAUGGUAAAGAGAUUUAAACUGUAAUAUCUAAUACUUGGAAAACAUAUUAAAAUGUAUUAGCAGUGUGACUGGGUUCCAUGUCUUAUGUUGCAUAUCGUAUUACUAGACUCACACGAAUAAAUCUCCAAAUGUUUUUAAAAGUAAA
Molecule: messenger RNA, 5202 nt
Organism: Mesocricetus auratus (golden hamster)
Lineage: Eukaryota; Metazoa; Chordata; Mammalia; Rodentia; Cricetidae
Gene: Aqp4
Product: aquaporin 4
Exons: 6
Coding region: 229-1134 (301 amino acids)
Biological process (GO): transmembrane transport
Cellular component (GO): basolateral plasma membrane; plasma membrane
Molecular function (GO): water channel activity
Source: RefSeq, a predicted model, not a curated record